AUGUCGUUCUCUGAAGCAGAGGUGCAAAGUGCCCGUGGUGCCUGGGAGAAGAUAUAUGUGGAUGCUGAGGACAACGGGACAGCCGUGCUGGUCAGGAUGUUUACUGAGCACCCAGACACCAAGUCCUACUUCACACACUUCAAAGGCAUGGACUCCGCCGAAGAGAUGAAACAGUCGGAUCAGGUCAGGGGCCACGGCAAGAAGGUUUUCACCGCCAUCAAUGACAUGGUGCAACACCUGGACAACUCUGAGGCUUUUCUUGGCAUAGUGAACCCGCUCGGCAAGAAACAUGCCACCCAACUCAAGAUUGACCCCAAAAACUUUAGGAUUAUCUGUGACAUUAUCUUGCAACUGAUGGAGGAGAAAUUUGGCGGAGACUGCAAAGCUUCUUUUGAGAAGGUGACCAAUGAAAUCUGCGCUCACCUGAACAACGUCUACAAAGAGGCGGGUUGGUGA
Messenger RNA from Egretta garzetta (little egret), 456 nucleotides. Its product is annotated as cytoglobin-1. The record is from RefSeq and is a predicted model, not a curated record. Gene Ontology annotation, molecular function: heme binding; iron ion binding; oxygen binding. Lineage: Eukaryota; Metazoa; Chordata; Aves; Pelecaniformes; Ardeidae. Gene Ontology annotation, biological process: oxygen transport. The coding region runs from base 1 to 456 and encodes 151 amino acids. The transcript has 3 exons.